Molecule: messenger RNA, 381 nt
Organism: Nicotiana attenuata
Lineage: Eukaryota; Viridiplantae; Streptophyta; Magnoliopsida; Solanales; Solanaceae
Exons: 1
Coding region: 1-381 (126 amino acids)
Source: RefSeq, a predicted model, not a curated record
AUGAAAGGGACAGGCAAACACACUAUAGUUAUCCUGGUGUAUGUAGAUGACAUACUCCUCACUGGACCUGAUCUGAUGCUAUUAGAAGAAGUCAAGGUCAAACUGCAGCAAGCUUUCAAAAUGAAAGACCUAGGUGAACUGAAAUACUUCCUUGGCAUUGAGUUUGCUAGGUCACAGCAAGGCAUUCUAAUGCACCAAAGGAAGCACACCCUGGAACUAAUCUCUGAACUUGGGCUGGGAGCUGCAAAACCAGCUGUUACACCUAUUGAAGCCAACACUAAGCUAACCACCAAGGACUAUGAUGAACAUACAAGUAUGCACAACACAACAGAUGAUGAGUUGUUACUAGAUCCUAGCAAGUAUCAAAGAUUACUAGGAUAA